GCCAGGCGUGGCCCCUUCGGCUCGGAGCUGACCCUGAGGAGUGCAGAGGCGUCUCAGCUGCGCUGCUGAAACCACCACCCGCAGCUCCCCCUCCCCGGGCCUUUCCAGUCUGUCUCUGGAAUCCCCUCCCCUUCGCGAUCUCUCGGAUUUGAUAUCCUGGGGCGAAGUGGGAGUUAGGCCCGGGGAGGGUGGUUACUGCUGAGGAGCCGCAGUCUCUGUCAAGAUGAUAGAGGUACUGACAACAACUGACUCUCAGAAACUGCUACACCAGCUGAAUACCCUGUUGGAACAGGAGUCUAGAUGUCAGCCAAAGGUCUGUGGCUUGAGGCUAAUUGAGUCUUCACACGAUAAUGGCCUCAGAAUGACUGCAAGACUAAGGGACUUUGAAGUAAAAGAUCUUCUUAGUCUAACUCAGUUCUUUGGCUUCGACACGGAGACAUUUUCUCUAGCUGUGAAUUUGCUGGAUAGAUUUCUGUCUAAAAUGAAGGUACAGCCCAAGCACCUUGGGUGUGUUGGACUGAGCUGCUUUUAUUUGGCUGUAAAAUCAGUAGAAGAAGAAAGGAAUGUCCCAUUGGCAACUGACUUGAUCCGCAUAAGUCAAUAUAGAUUCACGGUUUCAGACCUGAUGAGAAUGGAAAAGAUUGUACUGGAGAAGGUGUGUUGGAAAGUUAAAGCUACUACUGCCUUUCAAUUUCUGCAACUCUAUUACUCACUCAUUCAAGAGAACUUGCCAUUUGAAAGGAGAAAUAGCCUUAAUUUUGAAAGACUGGAAGCUCAACUUAAGGCAUGUCAUUGCAGGAUCAUAUUUUCUAAAGCAAAGCCUUCUGUGUUGGCUUUGUCUAUCAUAGCUUUGGAGAUUCAAGCACAGAACUGUGUAGAGUUAACAGAAGGAGUAGAAUGUCUUCAGAAACAUUCCAAGAUACAUGGCAGAGAUUUGACCUUCUGGCAGGAGCUUGUAUCCAAGUGUUUAACUGAAUAUUCAUCAAACAAGUGUUCCAAACCAAAUGUUCAGAAGUUGAAAUGGAUUGUUUCUGGACGUACUGCACGGCAACUGAAGCAUAGUUACUAUAAAAUAACUCACCUUCCAACAAUUCCUGAAACGGUUCCUUAACUGGCAAAUAUGGUUGUUAUUCUUCAUAUAGAGAAAUUUUUCCAAUGACAUAAUUUUCUUCUACAAUUGAAAAAUUGCAAUAUUAUUUUCAAAAUAAGCAAAAUGGAGUUGGAAUAGCAGAGGGAAAAAUGACACUGAUCUAGUCAGCUAAUAUUUGAAGGCAUUUACUACACAUAAGGUGCAACACCCUUAGAGAAAGGAAUUAUCCAACCUCUGUUUGUUUCACUUAAUGACCAUUUAAAUUAUCAGCUUAGAAAACAUCCUCAAUGAUAGAUAGUCCAAAUUUGUAAAGUAGCACUGAAAUAGGACCUCACCCCAGUCAUCUUGCAGUAUGCAUAACCUAAGCUUUAGCUCAUUUAAAGUUAUACAAGCCUAAGUAGGAUAAGAGGACCAAAAAUAUCCAUUAAAACAAAACAAACAACAAACAAAAAACCAAUUUGGCCCAUAUUUUUUAAAAAUCAUACUUAAAGAAAGAGUAAUAUAAGGAGAUGAUCUCUGCACUAGGAAAUUGCCAGUGUAUCAUUGUUAUAGCAGUUGAACUACUAGGAAGUAAUUAGAUGAUAAAAAAUGUAAACUUGGCCAUUGCAUAUGUUAUAUAUUCUUGUCAUCUAAAUUUCUUAACUCACAGUAAUGAUUUAUCUUUUUGCUCUUAAAACGAAAUGUUAAUAUUUAACAUCUACAUAUGAUUAUGAAUCUGAGAAUAAUGAACAGUUAACUUGUAGUAAUAAUUAGGCAGACUUCUGCUAAGUUGGGAUUUUUUUUGUUUUGUUUUGGUUGUUGUUUACUUAAGGUCUAUUUCUGUAGCAAUAAAAAACCUCUUCUCUUGAGGCCUUUUCUCCAGAACCCUGAGAUGUGGAUUCCAUAAUGUUAUAAUGAAUUUAAGCUAUAAAGCCUAGCAGAAUGUUCUCGGACUUAAAAAAACUGUCUAAUAGUAUGAUGUAGUAAAAUAAUGUUUAGAUUAAAUUCACCUGUGAAGCAUUCAAAUGAAGCUAAAGGCAUAAAUGUGAAACAGUGAUUAUAAGCAUGGGAAGGUAAACUGUGAAUCUUCAUUUCCUACAUUGAUCAAUAUGUUGUAUUUAGGUGGUACUGAAAUGGUAACCUACUUAAGUGUUAAAUUAUCAGAUUUACAUCAAAAAUGAACAUUUCACAAAAGCACUUUAAGGCAAGAUAAGGGUUAAUAGUCUAGGCAAUGUAAAUGAUUUCUUGGCACCUAUAAUUCAAGUAAUAGAUAAUUCAGAGAUGAGGGUUCAAUGCUAUAUGAGAAUUACAUUUAAAUUUGAGGGCAUUUUAUAUAAAGCAAAAACUAUAGACCGAGUAAAUUUGGCGUAAUCAUUAUCUUUAAUAUUUCUUCUAGAAACACGUGAUGUUUGUAUUCAUGAUAAAAAAAAUUUUACAUAGAAUUUACUGCCUCAUUAAGAAAAUGUUUCUAUUAUAUUAGUAACUCAAAAUAAAUUAAUACUUCGAAAACUUGCUUUACCCUGUUAAAUUUAGGCCAGAUAAAGCACUCCCCAAAGUUUUUACUACAGACAACUGCCAUUGCUUCUAAUGUAAAAUUUUGUUUAACCCAUUAUGUCCCAUCAUUCUAUAUACAGGGCACCUAUAAAAACCUAUAGAAUUUUAUAGGAGCCCUAUAAAACUCCUUCAUUUUUAUAGGUGUCCUGUAUAUAGGAUGGGAUAUAAUGGGUUAAAAGGAAGAGAAUAUACUUUCACAAAUGCCCCUAUUGUGUCUUAUGUAGGCAACUUCUAAUUAUGAGAUCUCUGAGGUAGUGUUCACUAUUCUCCAGAUCAGCGUGUGAAUAUAAGGAGACAUACCAUGUUAAAGUGUUGUAAGCAAUGAUUCAGUGUAGUGUGUAGCCUGAGUCUAUCCAGAAAGGCUGUAACCAAUUUUGACAAUGUUAUGGAUAUAUAAGCACUGAAAAAUAAACCAAAGAACCACAGUUUAUUUUAUCCUUAACUUUUGUAAGGUGUGUCAAGGAUAACUUUUCAGUUUUCCCAAAAGAUUGAUAUUUCAAUAUUUUGAAAACAUCAGUGUUAAUUUUGAGUUGGCAGAUGUAACCUAACAAACUACCAUUAUGUUUGGUACUAAGGAAUAUACCUUUCAAUAAAAUUACUGAAAUGCAA
This is a messenger RNA of Marmota flaviventris (yellow-bellied marmot), 3232 nucleotides long. It is a transcript of the gene Ccng1, whose product is annotated as cyclin G1. The record is from RefSeq and is a predicted model, not a curated record. NCBI's taxonomy places the organism in Eukaryota, Metazoa, Chordata, Mammalia, Rodentia, Sciuridae.